CACUGCUAAAGUCUCACUACAGAUUCCCUGAGGGUGGGUGGAUGGGCGGACCGGUUUUACCUGGAACAGCUGAAACAAAUACAAAAGUGAAAGAAAAUGAAAACGCUCGGGGAAGUAUUUAAUCUUUUUGUCUGCGUAAUAUUAUCAAGAUUCAAUGCUGUAACUUCUAUCAUCCAUGUUGAGAAUGGGAAGAGUGUGACUUUAAAUCCAAAUAUACAAGGAAAUCCUGAAGACAUUUUGUGGACAUUCAAUGGAAACAAGGUGGCUGAACAUGAUUUGAAAGAAUUUCAAGACUAUGGUCAAUUCAUAGGAAGAUCAGAGAUUCAAAUCAUUACUGGGCAGCUCAUUGUUCUUCGCAUGACCAGCCAGGACAGUGGUAUUUAUAAGUCUGUAAUACAGAUCGAUGGAAAGCUGCAAAAUUCUGAAAAUGAAGUUCAAGUUAUUGAUGCUGUGCAGCAGCCUAAUGUGACCUGUAUACUGAACAAUAUUACAGAAUCAAAAACACUAUUCUGCUCAGUUUCAUCUCAAUUCCAAACAACCUUUGAAUGGACUGGAUCAAAUUCAAUACAACACUCUGGGCAAGAACUUCAUAUCAGCAAGGAGGAGAAGCCUGAUUCAGUCUUUACUUGCACUGUGAAAAAUGAAGUUAGCCAAAAGAGCACCAGUUUUGCCUUGAAAGACUGCCUCACAGAUGAGAAUAUCAUUCUACCAGUUAUUUUAGCCAUCAUCGGUGCUAUCGCGCUUAUCGUGGUGAUCACAGUGGUCUUUUACUUCAUUUGCCGAAGACAAAAUAAGGCUAAAGAUAGCACACAACAAAAUUUGAUAAACAUGUGUGGAUUCUCAGGGACAGAAGCACAAGGUGAAGAUGUUAAUCAGGCUCUCAGAAACAAUCAUGAUUCAGAGUACAAUGCAGAACAGGAUACAAAUGAAGAUGGAGAUGAGUCUGAAAACAAUGAAGAAACAAUGGGUGAUUAUAAAUAUGCAGAUGUUAACCAGACCCUCAAAAACAAGCAUGUUGCAGAGAACUAUAAAGAACAGGACAUACAUGAAGAAGGAGCUGAGUCUGAGAAAAAUUAAGAAGAAGAAUGGAUGGAUGAUAAUGAAUCUGGCCAAGACCUUCACAGUUAUGAAGAGAAUAAUCAGGAAAUUAGCAAAGCCCAAGACCUCACUGGACCCACACAAGACAGGAAUAGCAACGAGUAACAAGUUAAAUGACAAGCACUGAACAGCAGGGACUCAGAAAUAACUAUAACACUUUGCAAUAAGGUUAAUUUGUUAAUAUUAAUGCAUAAAGUAACAUGAUCUAGCAAUGAAUAAUAUAUUUUUACAGCAUUUAUUAACCCUCAAGCAUCUUUUGGGACUUUUUAUAUAUAUAUAUAUAUAUAUAUAUAUAUAUAUAUAGUUUCCUUAAUCUGAACGAUUAAAAACCUUGACUACUUUUCCUAAGUUUGUCAUCUAAACAUACACCCAAAGAAAAUAUUAGAGAAAUAUUUAUUAGAAAUAAGUAACUCUGUCUCCUAUUUGUCAUUUCCUUAUAGCAUGGUCAGAUUUGUCUGUAAGCAUACUUUGGCAUCUUUGUAUAAUCUCACCCAACACAAACACCAACACAGUUUUUUUUAAUGUAUAUAUAUAUUUUAAUAAUUCUACAAUUUUAACUUUUGAUAAAAUCUAAAACCUAAGAAGUUAAGUUUGUUACAACAAUGGUUUAUAGAUUUCAGCAUAUGCAGGCAUUAAGUACUACAGCCAUAUAGAGGCUAUUCAUAUUUUUAUACUAUCAUUGGUAUGUGAGGUUUUGGCUGUCUGAACUUACUUGAAUUUGUUUACAUUUUUUUUACUGAAAAAAAAAAAAACACAAUUACAGAAA
This is a messenger RNA of Onychostoma macrolepis, 1864 nucleotides long. RefSeq lists its product as uncharacterized. The coding region runs from base 97 to 1077 and encodes 326 amino acids. The record is from RefSeq and is a predicted model, not a curated record. The transcript is spliced from 8 exons. Lineage: Eukaryota; Metazoa; Chordata; Actinopteri; Cypriniformes; Cyprinidae.